AGCGUCUGCUAAUGCUUGCACUAUUGCGCAUACGCGAGGUCUGUCCAAUUCGCGUUCAUCCAUUUAGCGAAACGAGACGUAAAAGAACGAUACUUGGUUGAAUUCACCUUAAUUUGCUCAAAGAGUAUAAUUGGACAGGUGUGUUACGUUUUUGAAGUUGAAGAUGCCAAAGUCAAAAGAAUAUGUCUCUGACAGUGAUGAUAGCAGUGAAGAGGAAGUAAAAGAAGAUGAUAGCAAAGCGACAAAAGAUGAGAAGAAACCAGCAAAGAAGGCGAAAACUGACGAUGAAACUGUUUGGGACUUGGGCAGCAAUCGUCAAGUAAAUGUGAGAAAUUUCAAAGGCAAAUAUUAUGUUGAUAUCCGGGAGAUGUAUUAUGACAAGGAAGGUGAUUUAAAACCUGGAAAAAAAGGAAUAUGUUUAUCCAUGCAACAAUGGCGAAAGUUCAUGGAUGUUGUGGAAGAAGUGGAUGAUGUGGCCAAAUCAAAGAGUUAAAAUUUUAAUUCUAAUGAAUUUCAAUUAAAAAAUGUGUUUUCUUAUAUUCACAAUUUUUUUCAACGUUAAGAUUUUGAAAAUGUGUAACUACUGUAUACUUUUUUUUUAUAUUGAAUUAAAAGUAUUUCUGUGAAACUGAA
Acromyrmex echinatior (Panamanian leafcutter ant) is the source of this 633-nucleotide messenger RNA. It is a transcript of the gene Ssb-c31a, whose product is annotated as single stranded-binding protein c31A. The record is from RefSeq and is a predicted model, not a curated record. NCBI's taxonomy places the organism in Eukaryota, Metazoa, Arthropoda, Insecta, Hymenoptera, Formicidae. Gene Ontology annotation, biological process: positive regulation of transcription initiation by RNA polymerase II. Gene Ontology annotation, molecular function: DNA binding; transcription coactivator activity.